AUGACUAUCAAGAAUUCUUUGAUGAUCGAUCGGUUCAAGACUUUGCUAUUGAAUGAAAAAUGCAUAAUGGACACAUACAUUCUUGUUCAACUAUGUCAAUCGAAGGAUUAUUUGAUAUUAAUCGUGAUUUCCUCCUCCUUCCUUGAUCCCCAAUUCUACUCUCUAAGCAUCUCAGAUAUGUCCAACAAUGUUGUUGGGCUAUCGACUAUUGACUCGACAAUGGUAUCUCAACCACUGAACCAGAAGCAGCAAGUUGGUGGCCAGAACAGUCGCAUAUUACAUAGCCUUGAGAGCCAUAUGGGUGGGGGAAUCAGGUCUAGUUUACAACAAAAAGCUUAUGGCUUUUCAAAUGGCUCAAUAAACAACGGAUUAGGAAUGAUGCCCAAGAAUUCACCUAUGAUGAAUGCUUUAGGAACCUCAGAAAGCUAUGUGACACCUUCUCAUUAUGGAAACAUGAAUGUCCAUCAACAACAGAUGUCACAAGGUGAUGGUUAUGGGAGUAGGACCACUAAUUCUUCUCGAACUGGAAACUUUUAUGUUCCCACAACCUCAAAUACAUCAAUGAUGAAUAAUCAAAGUUCCUCUCAAAGGUCCUGCAUCAGUGCAUUUUUUGCAAGUCAAAAGAAUGCAAAGAGUGGCAUAAAAUAUUAA
This is a messenger RNA of Lactuca saligna, 651 nucleotides long. The record is from the annotation of a GenBank genome assembly. NCBI's taxonomy places the organism in Eukaryota, Viridiplantae, Streptophyta, Magnoliopsida, Asterales, Asteraceae.